AUGACUCAGAGCUUCGACUUCGUCUCACUGAGCUGCAGUGUAACUUGUCAAGUGACACAGAGCUUCGACUUCGGCUCACUGAGCUGCAGUGUAACUUGUCAAGUGACUCAGAGCUUCGACUUCGGCUCACUGAGCUGCAGUGUAACUUGUCAAAUGCCUCAGAGCUUCGACUUCGUCUCACUGAGCUGCAGUGUAACUUGUCAAGUGACUCAGAGCUUCGACUUCGGCUCACUGAGCUGCAGUGUAACUUGUCAAGUAACUCAGAGCUUCGACUUCGGCUCAGUGAGCUGCAGUGUAACUUGUCAAAAGACUCAGAGCUUCGACUUCGGCUCACUGAGCUGCAGUGUAACUUGUCAAGUGACUCAGAGCUUCGACUUCGGCUCACUAAGCUGCAGUGAAAGUUGUCAAGUGACUCAGAGCCUCGAAUUCGGCUCACUGAGAUGCAGUGUAACUUGUCAAAUGACUCAGAGCUUCGACUUCGGCUCACUGAGCUGCAGUGUAACUUGUCAAGUGACUCAGAGCAUCGACUUCUGCUCACUGAGCUGCAGUGUAACUUGUCAAAUGACUCAGAGCUUCGACUUCGUCUCACUGAGCUGCAGUGUAACUUGUCAAGUGACUCAGAGCUUUGACUUCGUUUCACUGAGCUGCAGUGUAACUUGUCAAGUGACUCAGAGCUUCGACUUUGGCUCACUGAGCUGCAGUGUAACUUGUCAAGUGACUCAGAGCUUCGACUACAUCUCACUGAGCUGCAGUGUAACUUGUCAAGUGACUCAGAGCUUCGACUUCGGCUCACUGAGCUGCAGUGUAACUUGUCAAUUGACUCAGAGCUUCGACUUCGUCUCACUGAGCUGCAGUGUAACUUGUCAAAAGACUCAGAGCUUCAAAUUCGGCUCACUGAGCUACAGUGUAACUAGUCAAAUGACUCAGAGCUUCGACUUCGUCACACUGAGCUGCAGUGUUUCUUGUCAAGUGACUCAGAGCUUCGACUUCGGCUCACUGAGCUGCAGUGUGACUUGUGAAAUGACUCAGAGCUUCGACUUCGGCUCACUGAGCUGCAGUGUAACUUGUCAAAUGACUCAGAGCUUUUACCUCAGCUCACGGAGCUGCAGUGUAACUUCUCAAAUGACUCAGAGAUUCGACUUCGGCUCAUUGAGCUGCAGUGUGACUUAUCAAAUGACACAGAGUUUCGACUUCGUCUCACUGAGCUGCAGUGUAACUUGUCAAAUGACUCAGAGCUUCGACUUCGGCUCACUGAGCUGCAGUGUAACUUGUCAAGUGACUCAGAGCUUCGACUACAUCUCACUGAGCUGCAGUGUAACUUGUCAAGUGACUCAGAGCUUCGACUUCAGCUCACUGAGCUGCAGUGUAACUUGUCAAGUGACUCAGAGCUUCGACUUCGGCUCACUGAGCUGCAGUGAAACUUGUCAAGUGACUCAGAGCUUCGACUUCGUCUCACUGAGCUGUAGUGUAACUUGUCAAGUGACUCAGAGCUUCGACUUCGGCUCACUGAGCUGCAGUGUAACUUGUCAAAUGACUCAGAGCUUCGACUUCGUCUCACUGAGCUGCAGUGUAACUUGUCAAAAGACUCAGAGCUUCGAAUUCGGCUCACUGAGCUACAGUGUAACUAGUCAAAUGACUCAGAACUUCGACUUCGGCUGA
Molecule: messenger RNA, 1659 nt
Organism: Schistocerca gregaria
Lineage: Eukaryota; Metazoa; Arthropoda; Insecta; Orthoptera; Acrididae
Exons: 1
Coding region: 1-1659 (552 amino acids)
Source: RefSeq, a predicted model, not a curated record